Molecule: messenger RNA, 293 nt
Organism: Caenorhabditis sp. 36 PRJEB53466
Lineage: Eukaryota; Metazoa; Nematoda; Chromadorea; Rhabditida; Rhabditidae
Source: the annotation of a GenBank genome assembly
AUGAUCAUUCCAAUCAGAUGCUUUACCUGCGGCAAGGUCAUCGGAGAUAAAUGGGAGACCUAUAUCGGAUUCCUGCAGUCAGAAUACAGUGAAGGUGAGUAACUGUUCUUUUACACUCACAUUAUUGGUUUUCUUCUAGGAGACGCGCUCGAUGCUCUCGGUCUUCGUCGUUACUGCUGCCGAAGAAUGCUUCUCGCUCACGUCGACCUCAUCGAGAAGUUGCUCAACUACCAUCCGCUGGAGAAGUGAGUUACUUUCUGUUCAAUGUCUUAAAAUCUUCCAACUUCAGGUAG